Messenger RNA from Colletotrichum orchidophilum, 1443 nucleotides. RefSeq names its product F-box domain-containing protein. The record is from RefSeq and is a predicted model, not a curated record. The transcript has a single exon. The coding region runs from base 1 to 1443 and encodes 480 amino acids. NCBI's taxonomy places the organism in Eukaryota, Fungi, Ascomycota, Sordariomycetes, Glomerellales, Glomerellaceae.
AUGCCGGGCGAACACCCGUCGACAUUCUCACCAGGGCUCGUCGGACUGCCGCUAGAAAUCCAAAACCACAUCCUCGAGGACCUCGCCUCCUCACACCCCGCAUCGAUCCGCGCCAUUCUCUUGACGAGCAAACAAUUCUACCAAGCCGCUUUGCAUCUCUCAGUCCAGACCUACGAGAGCGCCGCCGGCCCAAAGAACACGAGCCAGUACGCGCAGAAGCGCAGCCGCAAUCUCGACUUCCUGCGUUACAUCGUCAUCACCAAACCCCAACUCGCUCAGUAUGUGCGGCGCAUCACCAUCAAGCACGUCUCCACCAGCCUCAUCUACCGCACCGCCCCGUCAAGCAAAAAGCCGCUGGGUCCCGAGAGCGAUGAGAUUGGCGUGUACGCGGAUAUGAUUGAUGCCUCGGGCCUUUCCGACCACGUCGAGGAAUGGCAGGCCGUGCGACACGAAUGGCUUCGCGGCCUCGCCGACGGCUUGGUCGAGCAGCAGAUUGGCCUCUUGUUCCUUGCAUGCCCAAGGAUCGAAUUCCUCGAGUUGGGAACGCCUCUCGCGCCUCGGCUGCUCCCUCGGCUGAUCAAAGCAGCAGCGCUGCACGGGAAGAGCAUGAAAAGCCCGUUACUCCAUCAUCUGCGAGAGUACUAUGGCGAGCCAGAGAUGCCCAAGAGUCUUUUCCACUUCUUCAACAUUGGGAAGGAAUUCCUGCAAUUACCCCAGUUGCGUACAUUCACUUGCGCCAGUUUAUCGAGCAGUGGCCCGAACGGGCAUCUCUUCGACGAGGACGCCAACCCGCCGGAGUGUUCACACGUACAAAACCUGACCCUGCUCGAUGCAAAUAUCACAAAAGAGGGACUAAGCACUGUCAUUCGUGCGUGUAGAAAGCUCAAGUCGUUUCACUGGACACCAGGUGACAGCAGUUUCCUGGAUAUGCAGAUCAAGCUACAAGACUUAGCCCAAGCAAUGUCGCCACAUCGGGAUAAUAUCGAAUGUCUACACAUCAAUUACCAUGGUCAGUGGCGUGAUCAAGAAUGGUACGUCCAGAGAGAGGGCUUAUUCAUCGGCACGUUCCUUCGGGACAUGAUCUCCUUGAAGACGUUGCACAUCGGCAUGGAGGCGUUCACUGGCUUCACCGACCUUUGGACAGUUCCGAGUCUUUAUAACCGUCUCAGCCAAGAGGAAAAGCUGCUAGAGUUGGAGCAAGUUCCUCGGCUCGUAAAUCAUAUUCCUCCUAAUCUCGAAAGCCUCGAGCUUCACGGGUGUACCAUGGAGAUACUGCCUCAUGUCCAGGAACUCGUGGACUUGUACCAGACAGGACAAAGAUUCGCGAACCUACGGAUGCUCUGGCUACAUUUUAAUACAGAAUUGGUUGAUUCGAAUAAAGUCAGCCUGGCGCUUGAUAGAAAUCCGAGUCGAUUAGAUUUGAAGAUAUCCUAUAACCAUUAG